AUGUCAUCAACGUCCAUAUUGCUACCAUCUUCGGCGUCACCUGAUAAUGCCAUGCACCACAUGGGCUCGUACACAGCCUGUGGUGGUAGUAGUGACAAUGAACAGGAUUAUCCUACUAUCCUCCACAGAAGCGUUUCCUGCUAUAAUGCACCGCAAUCGGAAGGCGAAGGCGAAGCGUCUAUUGUUGAUGGAACAGAAGAAAUGAAACUUCCUCUGCACACCGAGUCAGAAUCUAGCAGUCCACCGCAACCCUCAACAAAGCCGAAUACUAUGGCUCAGGAGAAGCACGUCCUAGAUGACAAGCAUGAGGACCGCCUGAUUGAACAGCUGCGACAUCAGGUCCAACAAAUGGAGACGCAACAACGAGAGAUGAUGGAACGAUACCAGGGAUUGGUACCGCAGCAAGUACAAACGCAAGUACAAACGGAGGAAUCAAGUGAUGGGAUCAAAAUAAUAACAGAAGAGAAGGAGACAGCAAACGAAUCCUCUACUCUGAAACAACUUAUGCGAGAGAAGGAGGACAUGGAAUCACAACUGCAUCAAGUUUUGGAAACUGCCGACACCAUGCGCACCGAAUUGACAAAGUACCGUCGGUCCAUAACCGAGGAUCAACUAAUUUUGGAUGAUCUAAAGGGAGAACGCAAUCAACUCCGACAAGAAGUGGCACAAUUGAAACGCAAGAGUCAGGCGUCCUCAUCUUUGAAUGCUUCUACAUUGGGUGUUUUUGUUCAACAAUCCUCUCUAAUAUCGGAUGAUGGGUCAUCUAUUGACACCAUCAACGAACAAGUCACAAUGCGACCAGAGAGUCGUCGAUCAUCCCUUGCACUGAAUGAUACAUUGAUUAUUAUAGAACAACUAAAGGAAGAGCGAGAUCACCUCCAAUCGCAGUUGUACCAAGCCCAUUUCCAAAUCAAAAAAGUAAAGGCCGACCACCAAAAGUCCUCUGCAGAAGACAAACUGAUCAUACAGGAACUUAAGGAAGAGCGCAACGAAUUGAGAGAAAAGCUAUUUUCCAGACGACGAACGAGCCUGAGCAGUAAUAGUGAUGCCACCAUGGACGAAUCUCUGUCUAGACAACGUCCGUCAGCAGUGGACAACGAUGAUGCUCACGACGACGACGAGGAUGAGGCGAAAGAGGAAGCCAAAUAUGGCAAUUCACAACUCCAGACCCGACCUCAAGAACAACCCAAACAAGCAUUGGCCGAGGAACGUGACGCGCUUGUCAUCAAAUUGCAAGAAUCAGGAGAACUGAUUGAUGAGACGACCACGGUUGGAAACAGCAGCAGUAGCAUAUCCUUUGCUACCUUGCCCAAUUUGGAAAACAGCUUCCAACAGCAUGAGGUUACUGGUAAUGGAGGGGUAAAGCAACAACUGUUUCCAGCACAAACUACCACCACUCCGACCAAACAAUAUGUUGUGACGAACCUUCCAUCUUCGUCUACUGCCGCUAGUUCGUUACGACAACGACGACGAUCUUCUGUCAAUUCAACAUCAUCACUUUCUCGUGUGUCCGUCACAACAAGCUCCAAACUGGAAGAAUUGCGAGCCCACAAACACUCGGCGGAAUCCCACUUGCGACAAAUGGUUACAAUGUCCAACAACUUGCGACAGGAAUUGGCUACAAACCACAAAAUCAUUCAAGAACAAAAGGUACUACUAAAUCAAUCUCAAACGAAACAAAAGAGUUAUGAGCGUAUCAUUGCCGAACAAACGAUUCAAUUGCGGUUGUUGGCCAACAAGAUGAAACGUGGGAUUGGGCAAAAGAUGAGGAGCAGACCCAAUAAUUAUUGGAUGACUACGAUUCGGAAUCAUGCUGCCAGUACCAGUCCGAAUAGAGCCGAACGAUUGGAUCGAUGGAAGGGACGAUUUCAACUGGACAUUGAGGAAAAAUUUGACGCCUUGUUGGAGCAAUAUUCUCGGCAAUUGGAGUAUGUGGACCAACAGUACGAUGUGAGAACCUAUCAGCCAGCUAGUAGGCGGCACUUGCUGGGAAGCAGUAGUGGGCUAUUGUUAUUUUGGGCCAAGGUGCUCUUCAUCUUUUUGCUUUGGAAAUUCCACUAUUAA
Cylindrotheca closterium is the source of this 2064-nucleotide messenger RNA. The record is from the annotation of a GenBank genome assembly. NCBI's taxonomy places the organism in Eukaryota, Bacillariophyta, Bacillariophyceae, Bacillariales, Bacillariaceae.